This is a messenger RNA of Didymodactylos carnosus, 918 nucleotides long. Lineage: Eukaryota; Metazoa; Rotifera; Eurotatoria; Philodinida; Philodinidae. The record is from the annotation of a GenBank genome assembly.
AUGGAACCGGAAGCUGUAUGUUUGGAGAUGGAAAAAAUGAAAUCGAAUGAUGGUUCAUUCAUGUUCUCCAUCGACGAACUGCUCAAAUCGUCUCAAAUUCGUUCCUUCGUCUCUCGGCUUAAAACAUCAUUUAACACAAGGACAGAUUCUCAAGUUAUUGUAACGAAGUGUGACGAUUCCACACCUGCAUUCACGAACAGCUCUAAUGACGGAACUGAUGCCGACAAAGACGAAGCAUAUAAGGAUGAUAUGGCUCUUCAAGAAAUUAUUGAUCAGGAGAAAGUCGCUCAUGCAUUAAAUGAUGAUGUUCAGACAACAACACAUAUAUCCAUUGACUUAAAAAUGCCCCGAGAUAAUAUUCCUAAACAAUCACUCAAAAAACUUCAACAAUUUUUUACAAAAACUCUUGAUACCAACAAUGAUGGAUUUGUAAAUUGGGUAGAUUUUGAAGCGGCAAUUGAAACGAUUAUACCAAAACAUGAUGCUGAAAAAAAUGCUCGUUUAAAAAUACUACGAAAACGUCUUGAACAACAUUUUCAAAAAUAUUUUUGGGAUUUGUGUGCAGUGGGAGAUGCGAAUAAUGAUGGACAAAUCGAUUUGGAUGAAUGGCUUGAUGUGAUGAAUGAUGUCAUCGGUGGUUUAAAAGAAAAAAAUGAAUUUCCUGAAUGGUAUGAAGGCCUCCACAAAGCUCUCUAUAGAGCAAAUGAGUUUAUGGAUGAACGUAGAGUGAGCAAAAAUGAAUUUGCUGAUAUGCUUGUCUUAUGGGACAUUGAUGGAGAUAGUUCCGAUAAAGCGUAUGAUUUCAUUACGGAAAAUGGCAAAAAGCCUAUGGAUUACAAUUUAUUUAGCGAAUUUAUGAAGAAAUUUUUUCUUAAUGAAACACCAAAUCAUCCCUUGAAUCUUGGCUUGGACAAAUAA